Messenger RNA from Monopterus albus (swamp eel), 3009 nucleotides. RefSeq names its product prolyl endopeptidase (gene prep). Gene Ontology annotation, cellular component: cytosol. Gene Ontology annotation, molecular function: serine-type endopeptidase activity; oligopeptidase activity. Lineage: Eukaryota; Metazoa; Chordata; Actinopteri; Synbranchiformes; Synbranchidae. Gene Ontology annotation, biological process: proteolysis. The record is from RefSeq and is a predicted model, not a curated record. Bases 128 to 2257 code for a protein of 709 amino acids. The transcript is spliced from 14 exons.
AUAGCUUCUUUUCUACACAGAGCUUCUGCAACUUACACAGGGUCCAGAGAGUAAUUCCACAACAACCGUUUAACUCUCUGAGAGAACUUUUUUUUUGUAACGCAGUUCCCGAAAUCUGGCCUCCAUAAUGGCUUUUCAAUACCCCCAGGCUUACCGUGACGAAGCAGUUGUGGACGACUAUCAUGGCUAUAAAGUACCGGACCCAUACAGCUGGCUGGAGGACCCAGACAGUGAAAAAACACAAGCCUUUGUCAGUGCUCAGAACCAGCUGACAUUGCCAUUUUUAGAGCGCUGUGAGGUGCGAGACCUGUUCAAGGAGCGUAUGACUGAGCUUUAUGAUUACCCCAAGUAUAGCUGCCCUUUCAAGAGGGGGAGUAGGUACUUUCACUUCUACAACACAGGCCUUCAGAACCAGAGUGUGAUGUAUGUGCAGGAGAGCCUGGAUGCUGAGCCCACAGUCUUCUUAGACCCAAACACUUUUUCUGAUGAUGGGACAGUUGCCCUGAGAGGCUAUGCAUUCUCUGAGGACGGGGAGUACGUGGCAUACGGCACCAGUGCCAGUGGGUCCGACUGGGUGGAAAUCCGAUUCCUGCGGGUUGAAGGUGCAGUGCCUCUGGAGGACCACCUGGAGCAAGUCAAAUUUAGCUGUAUGUCCUGGACACAUGAUGGCAAAGGACUUUUCUAUAACUCCUAUCCUGACCAGGAGGGCAAGAGUGAUGGCACUGAAACCUCCACCAACCUUUACCAGAAGCUGUAUUUUCAUGUUCUGGGGACUCCCCAGUCUGAGGACGUGCUGUGUGCUGAGUUCCCUGAUCACCCCAAAUGGAUGAGUGGGGCUGAGGUAUCAGAUGAUGGGCGCUACGUGCUGCUGUCUAUCAGGGAAGGUUGUGAUCCAGUCAACAGAUUGUGGUAUUGUGACCUCCAGACCACUCCUGAGGGUAUUACAGGCCUUUUGCCAUGGGUGAAGCUAAUCGACAACUUUGACGCCGAGUACGAGUAUGUGACCAAUGAGGGCACGUUGUUUACUUUCAAGACCAACUUAGAUGCCCCACGUUACCGCCUCAUCAACAUCGACUUUGCCUCUCCGGAUCAGUGCAACUGGAAUGAACUGAUCCCACAACAUGACAAGGACGUUAUUGUAUUCGCCACCUGUACAUACUCAAGCUACCUGUUUGUGUGUUUCCUCCACGAUGUGAAGAAUGUGCUGAAAAUGUACCGUCUGAGCUCAGGGGAGGAGCUGAGGACCUUCCCUCUUGAUGUUGGCUCUGUAGUAGGCUUCACAGGGCGGAAGCGAGACUCUGAGAUCUUUUAUUAUUUCACUUCUUUCUUAUCCCCAGCCAUCAUUUACCACUGUGACCUGACCAAGGAGCCGCUGCAGCCCCACAUCUUUAGAGAGGUCACUGUCAAAGGCUUCAGUCCCUCUGACUACCAGACCACCCAGAUCUUUUAUCCCUCCAAGGAUGGUUCUCAGAUUCCCAUGUUUAUAGUUCACAAGAAAGGCAUCAAAAUGGAUGGAUCACAUCCAGGUUUUCUGUAUGGCUACGGAGGCUUUAACAUCUCCAUCACGCCAAGCUACAGUGUCUCUCGACUCAUCUUUGUCCGACACCUGGGAGGAGUCCUGGCUGUCGCCAACAUCAGAGGAGGAGGAGAGUACGGGGAGACCUGGCACAAAGCUGGCAUGUUGGCCAACAAGCAGAACUGCUUCACAGACUUCCAGUGUGCAGCUGAAUAUCUCAUCAAGGAGGGAUACACUUCACCUUCCAAACUGACUAUAAAUGGAGGCUCCAAUGGUGGCCUGCUUGUAGCGGCCUGUGUGAACCAGCGGCCCGAGCUGUUCGCCUGUGCUGUAGCUCAGGUAGGUGUCAUGGACAUGCUGAAGUUCCACAAGUUCACAAUUGGCCAUGCCUGGACCACGGACUUUGGCUGUUCAGAAGACAAAGAGCAGUUUGAGUGGCUCAUCAAAUACUCCCCGCUCCAUAACAUCUGCAUCCCAGAGGGCAAUGGAGUCCAGUACCCAGCAGUACUGCUGCUGACAGGGGACCACGAUGACCGGGUGGUGCCUCUCCACUCUCUUAAAUACAUCGCCACCCUGCAGUACAUUGUAGGCCGCAGCCCCAAGCAGACAAACCCACUGUUCAUCCUUGUGGACACAAAGUCAGGCCAUGGUGCGGGCAAGCCCACUAGCAAGGUCAUCCAGGAGGUGGCUGAUACCUAUGCCUUCAUCGCUCACUGUCUCAACAUCUGCUGGGUCAAAUAACGUGUGUGUGUGUGUGUGUGUGUGUGUGUGUGUGUGUGUGGGUGUGGUUUUGUUUGUUUUCUUCCAAUACUCAAAUCGUCUUUGGAAUACUGUUCAUGCCAGGUAUUCUUUUUAAACUUUACACCAACAGGGCAACAUCUUUUCUUCAUGUUUAUCUAUUUUUGUUACCCCCUUCCUUCUCAGCAUGAGCCUGUUAGGACACAGACUCGUUAGGAUCUCUGAUUGCACUUGAACAUGAGUACAGUAUAAGCCAACUAGCAGCACUCAAAACUCUCACUCCCCUGAAGCCCAUGUUUGUAGUCCUACUGAAACUAAGCGUGACUACAUCAUCAGCGAUGGCUGUGUAAAGGGAUGGACUAACUUCACGGUUAGAGUGAUCGGCCAGUCAGCCGUUACAGUCAAGAUGCAAACGUUUAUUUGAAGAUGGUUUCUGCAUCCUUUGGGUGCUCCAACAUGAUGAAUAUUUAUUUUUUGUUUGUGCACAGAAUGGAAAUGCUGGAUGUUGAAUCAUUUCAGCUUGUACAAGUUUGAUGAGACAGUGUUGUGCAAAUGAUAAUACUGCAUUUCAACAGUAUUACUGUGGAUGUGAGUGUGGAGACUUGCAAAACACACUUUGCAUUGUAUGUGUGUGUGUGUUUGUGUGUGCGUGUUAGCUCCCACAUUUAUUUCAUAUUGAUAAUGAUUUCUACCUCGACAUGUACUGAUUGUUUAAAAGAAUAGUACACAAUGCCACCGCCACAAUAAACAGGUUU